Cyphomyrmex costatus is the source of this 3400-nucleotide messenger RNA. RefSeq names its product open rectifier K[+] channel 1 (gene Ork1). Gene Ontology annotation, molecular function: potassium ion leak channel activity; outward rectifier potassium channel activity. The coding region runs from base 66 to 3374 and encodes 1102 amino acids. Gene Ontology annotation, biological process: stabilization of membrane potential; potassium ion transmembrane transport. The transcript is spliced from 7 exons. NCBI's taxonomy places the organism in Eukaryota, Metazoa, Arthropoda, Insecta, Hymenoptera, Formicidae. The record is from RefSeq and is a predicted model, not a curated record. Gene Ontology annotation, cellular component: plasma membrane.
UCAUCCCUUGAGAAUUAUCCCUCUCGUUUUGGUCCACGCCAGCAUUUCGCCAAUAGUGUCCGAGAAUGUCCAAGAAGCAAUGGCUCGCCCUGCUGUUGUUGUUCCUCACAUAUCUAACACUGGGCGCUACCAUCUUCUACUUCAUCGAGAGCUGUAAUGAGGACAGGAAGAUCGAAGAGGAGACAAAAGAACGCACGACGAUCUACAAGUUACUUCACAAAUACUAUGUACCCAGUGCCAGCCACAAUGAGACUGAGAUUCUGCAAAAGCUCACCGAUUACUGCGGCAAGUCCGUCUACAAUUAUAGCGUCACCACCCGACGAUGGGAUUACUACAAUAGCUUUUAUUUCGCUUACACGGUGGUCAGCACUAUCGGAUAUGGCAAUUUGGCACCCACGAACACUCUCAGUCGCAUCUUGAUGAUCUUCUACGGCCUCAUAGGCAUUCCAAUGAACGGAAUCCUACUGACGCAGUUGGGUGAAUUUUUCAGCGGCGUAUUCAUCAGAGCUUAUCAGAAAUACAAAUCCUACAAACAACGUCAAUCAUGCACUGAUCAUCCCUCCAAAAAGUCGAUACCGUCCGAAACGCGUAAGAUAAUGAGACUGGCCGCUCAGAUCUUUCUAUACUUGACGCCCGGCUUCAUCGUAUUCAUCUUUUUCCCGGCAAUUCUGUUCUCGCAUUACGAGAGAUGGACCUAUGAUGAAUCGGUUUAUUACGCUUUCGUCACUCUCACGACCAUCGGUUUCGGCGAUCUUGUGGCAGGCCAGGACAAUACAAAGGGAAGUGGUCCAUUCUUCAUACUGUAUAAGAUAUUCCUAAUUUGCUGGAUCUCCUUCGGGCUGGGCUACAUCGUUAUGAUAAUGACAUUCAUCGCUCGUGGUAUGCGCAGUAAAAAGAUUACAAGGCUCGAGCACAAACUGGCGAUGAAUCUCAAGCUUACGCAGAGUAAGAUUUGGAACGAGUUUAAUAAAGAGGUCAACUACCUGCGCCGCGUUUUCAACGAGUUACAACUCUCUAAGGUCAAAAGAGUAUAUGUGGAUGAAUACGAAUCCGAAGAACCUCCAGCGAAAUUUCCACGCAGCAACAGUUUUCCGAAUCUCCGAGAUUUAACAAUUGGUGGAUAUGUGGAUAUACCGCAUCCGCGACGACGAGCUAACAGCGAAGUGGUGCCAGUGGACGAACUGACUCGUGUGGUGUCCGAGACGGAUCUUCAAAGGAUAGACAAAAACGCGACAUUCGCCGCGCACGCCAUAGUACAACCAGCUGAACUUUUAGCGAGCUUGGUCAACAUCCUCGGUUACAUACCUCCACAGGAUGACUUUGAGUGGGACCAAACUGAGGAACAAACCGACACGCAGAAUGAGACGCAUAGUAAAUCGGUUGAUCAAGGCCCAGCCAACAAUGUCUCUCACUGGACAAUUGGCGGUGAAAAGUUUCCAUUCUCCAAGCCUCGAUCUAGGGCAGCCAGCGAAAUACGACUGCAUACUACGAAAGACGAUUCCGUUCAACGUAAUACCGAAUGGACCUGGUCCGGAGUAGCCUCGACAAAGUUGCAAGAGAUGAUGAAGAAUAAUGACACGACCGCAUCUUCUAAGGACAAUCCCAGCAAGCCAUACAAGAAGUUCACGUCACUCGCUUUGCCACUUACCGCGUCUAAGAACCUCUUUCCCAGGUGGAAAAAACAAUUCGCGAAUAAGAGAUCGUCGGACGUUGGUUUUAAUACAAGAAAUACAGAAAAAGCCGUUGAAAUAACAGAUGAGAAUGAGAAAAGCAAUCAGCAGAAUAAUUCAAUCGGUCCACUGCCCUCGUAUUUAGAUGAACGGCACGAUUCGAUCUCGAGGAGACCGCAUUACUAUACACAUACGGGUGGCAACCUACCGAAUUAUCUGGAAAACAACAAUAUACUGGAAGAGACGAGUCUGGCAGAAUUUCUUAGAGCUUUAACCGCUCUUCACGCACGAGUAGGAACAGUUCCAGAUGAUUACGUUACCAAACCCAAAAGAAAACUAGGAACGGCCUGCUUGAGCCCGCCGAAGUUACCUAGUCUUUUUACUCUUUUCUCAAAUACGCCUGGUUCUGUUUCGGCAAAUCAGAGCAAUCAAAACACCAUCACGGGAGCGCAAUCGAGCAGAAGAAUGUCUCUCAAAUUGCCUGAUAACAAUUAUUCUGGCGUCAGUACGCCUACAUCUUAUGUCAGAAAGGGAAGUGUUCCUGUAAAGCCUAGGAGAUUCUCUUUGAGGCCAGUCGCGACUCCAGUGAGUGAUCCUCCAACGCCGCCUGCAGAUUUAGGAUCACCACGAUUAUCGCUACGACUCUCUCAAAAAAUAGAUGGUCGAAAUCUUCAAGAACCCGUUUCAAUAGAACCUUUCAUUUCCGUAUCGCCGAAGGAACCACUUGUGAAUAUGGAGGGACCACCGGGAAUUUCGUUGCCGAUCCAACAGCCAUCCAAUAACCAACGUUUCUCCAUAAGACCUGCUCAACUUAGCAUACAACAGAGUCCGACGAGCACUAAGUCCACGCCUUCGCCGUUGCACACGCCUAAACCGCUGCUAAAAUGGAAAGCGGGUAUGCUUCAGCGACAGAUCACUCAAAUGAAUCUACGUCGUCGCGCCAGGGCGUUCAGUCUCAGUGAUGUUUAUUCCGAUAAACGCGAAAAAACCACUCCUCCUCUCAGUCCUCUCGCUAUAGAUAACACUAAGACUGUUGAUAUUAGCAAACCGAGCACCUCGAAAACGGUGACCAUUAUGUCACCUGCGGAAGAGAUGAAUAUGACCUUGAAAAAUGAACUUCAGGAUUCCAUGGUAGUUCCUUCAGAAGAUAAGCAAAUAACAUCAAGGAAGGAUCAGGAAGGCGUAAUUCCGUUGAUUAAUCCCUUUGUUUUCGAUAUUUCCAAUGAGCCACGCGCAGAAUUAAAUCAGCCCAUGAUUUUAAGCACGCAUAAUGAUGAAAUAUAUCCCCGGAGGGAUUCCGUAUCAAUUUGUGAACCUAUCUGCAAACCGUUAUCCUCCUCUGUGUUUGAACAGAAAUUAGUAAAAUUGAAUGAUGAGCUGGAUAGAACGUUUCAAAAAGGGAUGCAAGAGACGAAUGUGGAUGCUAAACAGGUUUCGUUUAAAAUGGAACAGAAACAAGAUGACACACAUAUAAUUGAUAUAAGUGAUAAUUUAAAUGCUUCAACGAGUAGUGGAAAAUCUCCAGAAGCAAAGAAAGGGAAGCCUAGUGUGUCGAUAGACUCGUACAAGCCAUUGGUUCAAAUGACAAUAGAAAAACCAACAAUUAAUCCAUUCGAGCAAUACAGAGCUAUGACAAGGGCUAGUCAGAAGGAAGAAGAUACAGACUUAAAAGAAGUUAAAAUUGAAAAAUCUGGUAAAAAAUAAAAUAGGAACACAAAAUCAUGCUAUGC